GUUGAUACAACAACCUGUCUGCCUCACUGCGCUACCAGUCUCGUCGUCACUCCUUCGUUCCUUGGGCUUCACUGCUAAGCUGGUAUAACCUCUCGCCCUCCCUAAACGCUUCACCUUCUACAACUCCGAUCCCACGUCCCGGCCUUGCUCUCACGAUUCGCGCCACCACUACAGCGGCGGUUCCUUUCCAACCCACAUCGAGACCUGCCCUCUCUACAUGUCAUAAUGGCCUCUUCUUCAGCCGCUGCGACUCUACUGGGUCGACAGUUGAAACAGAUGCAAUCAGACAAAGACAUUCCGGGGAUCAGCUGCGGUCUGGCUGAUGAUAACAUAUUUGAGUGGGAAGUCAUGUUGAUGAUCAAUGAUGACUGCAGAUACUAUGGCGGUGGUUUCUUCCGCGCCCGACUAUCUUUCCCCCAAGACUACCCUCUGAUGCCGCCGAAGAUGAAAUUCGAGACGCCUAUAUUCCAUCCCAACGUCUACCCCUCAGGCGAAGUGUGCAUUUCGAUCCUCCAUCCGCCUGAAGAGGAUAAAUACGGCUACGAGUCUGCCUCAGAAAGGUGGUCGCCUGUGCAAUCGCCGGAGACGAUUCUCAUUUCUGUAAUCAGCAUGUUAAGCAGUCCGAACGACGAAAGUCCCGCGAAUGUGGAUGCGGCGAAGAUGUGGAGAGAAGACCCCAAGGCGUUCAGAAGGAAGUGUCAGAGGAUUGUAAGGGAGAGCUUGGGUGAGGAAUGACAACCUAUUGGAAGCAGUUGUCGGCUUGACCUUUGCGUUCGGACUCGGCAGAGACAACCAAGCAUGGGCGGGUUGAUGUUGCUGCAGUCUCAAUGACGGCUUUCCAGCAUGGCGUUGGUGUGCAUUUGCAUCAUGGAUAGCGAGAUGGGUCAAAUUGGGAUUUCCAGGUUGGAGUUGCAGCAUCUCAUCAUGCAUAUUUGUACAGAGUUUCUCGGAACAGGCUUCGGAUUGGGACUUCAAGUGGAAUGCAUACUUGACGGGGUGAUCUUUUUGCAGACAACGGGUCGUAGCGAGUUCAAUCCUGGGAUGAAUGUUGUUCUCCUCGAUUUCGGCGCGACGCGGGCUUGUGGGACGUCUUUUGCUACCCUCGCUCAUAGCUCGAGCUGCUCAAAGCUCUCCACAAUCUCGAACUCCUCCUUAUCGUCUUCAGACAGUGGCGCGUUUCCGGGCCUAUUCACGACC
This is a messenger RNA of Exophiala xenobiotica, 1197 nucleotides long. RefSeq lists its product as uncharacterized. The record is from RefSeq and is a predicted model, not a curated record. The transcript is spliced from 2 exons. The coding region runs from base 226 to 735 and encodes 169 amino acids. NCBI's taxonomy places the organism in Eukaryota, Fungi, Ascomycota, Eurotiomycetes, Chaetothyriales, Herpotrichiellaceae. Gene Ontology annotation, cellular component: cytosol; endoplasmic reticulum.